GUGUAAAGUGACGCACAAACAAAUUCAACGUAUUUGGCGCUCUAUGUGUAGACGUCAACUAAAGCAACCAAGCAUUAGAGAAUCAAAACGUUCAGCCAUAUUGAAAGAGUCUCUCGUCGAGUUACAACGUAUAAGUGAACAAAACAGUAAACCAAACAUUAAAGAUGGCCGACAACGAUGAUCUUUUGGAUUAUGAAGAUGAAGAGCAAACCGAACAAGUUGUUGCGGAGACAACUGAAGCACCGAAAAAAGAUGUGAAAGGUACUUAUGUAUCAAUUCACAGUUCGGGCUUUCGUGAUUUUCUCUUGAAACCAGAAAUUCUUCGUGCAAUCGCCGACUGUGGUUUUGAACAUCCAUCUGAAGUUCAACACGAAUGUAUUCCCCAAGCUGUUCUUGGAAUGGACAUUUUGUGCCAAGCCAAAUCAGGUAUGGGCAAAACUGCUGUGUUCGUUUUGGCUACUUUGCAACAAUUGGAACCAACGGAAAAUCAUACUUAUGUAUUGGUCAUGUGCCAUACUCGUGAGUUGGCUUUCCAAAUUAGCAAAGAGUAUGAGCGUUUCUCAAAGUAUAUGCCAGCAUUGAAAGUUGGCGUAUUCUUCGGUGGUUUACCAAUUCAAAAAGACGAAGAGACUCUGAAGACGAUGACACCACACAUCGUUGUUGGUACGCCUGGUCGAAUUUUGGCUCUUAUUCGCAACAAGAAACUCAACUUCAAGCACUUGAAACAUUUUAUUUUGGAUGAAUGUGACAAAAUGUUGGAACAAUUGGAUAUGCGGCGCGACGUACAAGAAAUUUUCCGCAAUACUCCGCACGGAAAACAAGUCAUGAUGUUUUCGGCUACAUUAAGCAAAGAAAUUCGCCCCGUCUGCAAGAAAUUCAUGCAAGAUCCAAUGGAAGUCUACGUCGAUGAUGAGACCAAAUUGACUUUACACGGUUUGCAGCAGCACUAUGUCAAAUUGAAGGAGAACGAAAAGAACAAGAAGCUAUUUGAAUUGUUGGACGUACUAGAAUUCAAUCAAGUGGUGAUUUUCGUGAAAUCGGUACAACGUUGCAUGGCAUUGGCACAAUUGUUGACCGAGCAGAAUUUCCCAGCCAUCGGAAUUCAUCGUGGCAUGGGCCAAGAAGAGAGAUUGUCACGUUAUCAGCAAUUCAAAGAUUUUCAGAAGCGGAUCUUGGUUGCAACCAAUUUAUUCGGUCGGGGUAUGGAUAUUGAGCGAGUCAAUAUUGUCUUCAAUUACGAUAUGCCAGAGGAUUCCGACACCUACUUGCAUCGUGUAGCUCGUGCUGGGCGAUUCGGUACCAAAGGAUUAGCCAUCACCUUCGUUUCAGAUGAGGGCGAUGCCAAGAUUUUGAAUGAAGUUCAAGAUCGUUUCGAUGUCAACAUCACGGAAUUGCCUGAUGAAAUCGAUCUCUCAUCGUACAUCGAAGGACGAUAAAUCAUAAACUGUAUUUGGUUAGAAUUAAGAGGUGUUUCUCUCCUCAAGAGAACGUUUAAGAAUAUCUAAUUUAAGAGACACAGAACAUACAUUCAACAUAAGAAAAACCUUCCGUAAAUUGGACCGUUUCAUGAAGACUAUAUUUUAAAAAAACAUGUACUUUCCACUACAUGAGAACUAAACUCAUCAGAUAAACUAACAUGUGCUUAGUUAACGGCAAUUCUUUUUUAACGUUCUAAUCUAUCGCAGUAAUCUGAUUUUAAAUUUAGACUAUCAAAUUCCAUAAUAAUUUCCUUUUUGCAUAACAACAACAAACAAAAUCAUAGCAAUUGAAUGAGUAAUAAACAAGAGUAACAAACAAA
Messenger RNA from Contarinia nasturtii (swede midge), 1798 nucleotides. It is a transcript of the gene Hel25E, whose product is annotated as ATP-dependent RNA helicase WM6. The coding region runs from base 165 to 1436 and encodes 423 amino acids. NCBI's taxonomy places the organism in Eukaryota, Metazoa, Arthropoda, Insecta, Diptera, Cecidomyiidae. Gene Ontology annotation, molecular function: RNA helicase activity; RNA binding; ATP binding. The transcript has 10 exons. The record is from RefSeq and is a predicted model, not a curated record. Gene Ontology annotation, biological process: mRNA export from nucleus; mRNA splicing, via spliceosome.